Molecule: messenger RNA, 2055 nt
Organism: Dovyalis caffra
Lineage: Eukaryota; Viridiplantae; Streptophyta; Magnoliopsida; Malpighiales; Salicaceae
Source: the annotation of a GenBank genome assembly
AUGGCUUUCAGGCCUGUUCAUUCAUGGACUUUGGCUACUCUUAUAUUGGCCUUCGUUGACCUUGCCAUUGCUUACGUCCUGCUUUGCGGAUCCGCUUCUGCUUUUCUUUUAUCAAAAUUCUUGAGUGCUUUUGGACUUUAUCUGCCAUGUCCAUGUAGCGGCAUUUUGGGGUAUCAAAAUAAUGAUUUGUGCUUGCAUAAACUGGUAAUUGAUUGGCCAAGAAGCAAAAUCAAUUAUGUUCAAGACUUGGUGAAGAGUAGGUUCCCUUUUGAUUUGGUUUGGUUUAGGGCUCAGUCAAGUGAUUUGCAUGUGGAGGGUGUUAGAGAUAGAAAACGCGAAAAUGAGGUGAUUGAAUUGGAGGGAGAAGGGUGCUCUAGUUCCUUUUCAGGUCCGAGAUUAUUUUCUUCUGUUGAUGGAGAAAGUGGAUAUGAUACCAAGAGAAAGAAAGUUACGAACCAAAAGCUCAGGUCUGGAAUCCGAAGGCGCAGGAGAACUGCUCUUGGAUAUGGAAAAUUCCCUUCUGCUUUGUCUCCUAAAAGCACUGGCUCAGUUGGUCUAGGUGUUCCUCACUCUUAUCAUGAUAGCGGCGGUGAGAUGAGAAGUCAAAUCAGUGAAAACUUGGGUCCUGCAAGCGGAACCGAAGAUGGUCUUCUGGAUGAUGGGCAUGCUCUGAAUAGUAUUGAUAAUGGUGAACGAGUUCAUAGUAGUUUUGAAUUGAAUGGGUCGUAUGACAAGGGUAAAGGCAUCAGAAAUGAUCCAUCAUCUGUUGGAGACAUUGCAUGUAACAUUGAAGACACAUCGAACAGCAUUGGAAAUGAUGCAAAUGCAAUCAAAAUGUUGGAACAAGCAUUUGAAGAAGAGAAAGCUGCCCUUGCUGCUCUUCACCAAGAUUUGGAGAAAGAGAGGGCUGCUGCUGCUAGUGCAGCUGAUGAGGCCAUGGCCAUGAUCAUGAGGUUGCAAGAGGAUAAGGCAUCGAUAGAAAUGGAAGCGAGGCAGUAUCAGAGGAUGAUAGAAGAAAAGUUUGCUUAUGAUGAAGAAGAGAUGACCAUUCUGAAAGAGCUUAUUGUUAGAAGGGAGCGAGAGAAUCAUUUUCUGGAGAAGGAACUCGAAGCUUAUCGCCUGAUGAACACUUCAGGAAAGGAGAAGCUGGAAGACGGCUCAAGAUAUAAGCCAAACAAUACUGGAAAAAGGCCCUUACUUUCACUCGAUUCAAAUGAGACCCUACUGCUGCUGCAGCAGCAGGUUGGGAAGACUAAAACCAUUUUUCAGAAUGAAGUGGAAACAAACACAAAUUGUUCAUCAAAUCAUGAACAUAGUCACACCUUUUCUUUUGGGAAGGAAAUGAUGCCAGAGCUUAAGGAGUCAGCUUCUAAUUCAUCUACUUUACAAGAGGUGCUGCAGAAAACUCCUAGCUUAGCAGAGAAAGAAAAACCACAAAGAGAGAUUAGCAUGAUAUCCCAAACUUGUGGAGGCGUGGGAGAGGAGCUGGGAAAAGACAGGAACCAUUUGAAUCAACCAGGAAGCUAUAUGCAUAGUCCUGUGCUUGACACCGAAUUGAUUGUUUAUGAUGUUCAUGUCCUUGAUGAUAAAAGUACAGUUUGGAAGGAGGAUGGUGGAAAAGAAAGUGGACCAUUGAGUAAUGCUCCUUCAGAUUUUGGGGUUUGGACCACUAGUGAACUGAGUGAGUUUCCAAGUAUAAGUGAGACAGAAAUUGAGCCUAAUGCUCAUGGAAGCCAUUUGGACACCGCUAGCAGUUCACCAGGGUUGGGCAAUUCACAGUGCAAAACGUUGGAUAUUGACUCACAGCAGAAUUCUUCAUCUGCAGUCAAUAGUGAAAGGUUGAAAAUUGACUCUGAAGUUGAAUGGCUUAGAGAAAGGCUACAAGCAGUGCAAGAGGAAAAGGAAAAAUUGACUUUCUCUGCAGAGCAUAAGAGGAGAGUCAGUGUGCAAUUGAAACACGUGGAGGAGAUAGUGAGCCAGCUUCAAGAAAUCUAUCAGUUGAGAGAGCCAUUGCAGCAGGCUUCUUUACCUGUUUCAUCUUCUAAGGUGUGCUGA